AUGCCGACCCGACAGAAGCAACUCAUUUUCUCCCUCUGCGGGCUCUUCGGCUUCUCCUGCGCCCUUACGGCCGCGGUGGCCACCGGUCUGCCGUUCUGGCUCAACGGGACCGUGCUGUGCCGGACCGGGGCCGAUCUGGUUAAUGCCACCGGACCCGAGCUGGACAAGUUCCUGGGAGACCUGAGCUACGGACUCUUCCACGGACAGAGAGUGAAACAGUGCGGACUGGGAGGGAGACCGUCCAGGUUCUCAUUAUUCACAGACCUGCUGAGUGCAAUCCCAGCAGGCAUCCACAUCACCGUCAUCUUCUUCUGUUGUGUUGUGAUCCUCUUCUCCUCUGUGGCUUCCGGCUUCUUCUUCUUCAACGCCUUUGGCAGACCCUAUGAAACACUACAAGGCCCCAUGGGACUUUAUCUGUGGACCUUCAUCUGCUGUCUGUGCAGCUUUCUAGUGAUGAUCCUGUUUGCGUCUGAGGUGAAGCUCCAUCACCUUUCGGACCGAAUCGCCAAUUUUAACGAGGACAACUUCGUCUACCAGACGUACAGUGAGAGCUACGACCAAUCCUUCUGGCUCUUCUUCCUCAUCUUCCUCCUCCACGGACUCAACAUCCUGCUGAUCAGACUGGCAGGAUUCCAGUUUCCCUUCCAGGAAACCAAAGAGCUGGACCUGAGUGGGGGGGCAGCUGACCUCAUGUAUUGAGGAAACCUGAAGUAUCUGUGAGACCAGCAUGAGACUGAAGUCUAGUGUCCUCUGUGAGAAAGAGACAAACUGGAUCUGAACCUGGGCUCGUAUUCACAAAGUAUCUUAAGGCUAAAAGUAGCUCCUAACUUCUCGAUUUAGGAGAAACUCCUAAAAGUAAUGGGCAUGUUUUAGGACUCUUCAUUUUUCUGUCUAAGACUAAUUCACAAAGCCACUUAGCGCUAAUAGUAGCACCUAAGUCUGGGAAAAGUUAGAAGUAGUGGAGAGGACUCCUAACUCACUAAGAUCAAAUCAUAAAGAACCUUAAAGGGCUGCUGUCAUUCCACGUCGCGGUGUUUUGGAAACCUUAAAUGAUGCUGAAUUACUGAAUGAAGAUACAACUCAGUCAGGAGGGAAAAAUGAUCGUUGUGGAGUUUGUAAAGGAUGCAAUAACAUCUCUUACCAACUGAAACAACCCGAUCAGCACGGAAAUUAAGUGUUACUGCUGCUACUUGGCAACAGAGAAAACGCAACUUUACAAUGCUGACAGAUGGAGAUCUCUCAGCCGUCUAUUCACCAAACAAUAAAUGUGUCUGUAGACUCAACAUCAUCAGACAGUUCAUACCAUUUCCUUUAGAUGUUCAACAAAUACAGAGAAAUAAAGCAGCUUCAUGGCAAUUGCCGGUCUACCCGCUUUGAUUGGUGCCAGAGAUGGAAUGCAUGUUAAAAUGAUUGCACCAUCACAGUG
Seriola dumerili (greater amberjack) is the source of this 1426-nucleotide messenger RNA. RefSeq names its product clarin 1 (gene clrn1). Lineage: Eukaryota; Metazoa; Chordata; Actinopteri; Carangiformes; Carangidae. Gene Ontology annotation, biological process: sensory perception of sound; equilibrioception. The transcript is spliced from 3 exons. The coding region runs from base 1 to 699 and encodes 232 amino acids. The record is from RefSeq and is a predicted model, not a curated record.